This is a messenger RNA of Spinacia oleracea (spinach), 1786 nucleotides long. Its product is annotated as probable protein phosphatase 2C 60. The transcript has 11 exons. Gene Ontology annotation, biological process: protein dephosphorylation. The record is from RefSeq and is a predicted model, not a curated record. Gene Ontology annotation, molecular function: cation binding; protein serine/threonine phosphatase activity. Bases 465 to 1562 code for a protein of 365 amino acids. Lineage: Eukaryota; Viridiplantae; Streptophyta; Magnoliopsida; Caryophyllales; Amaranthaceae.
UGACUAUUCAGUAUACUUUUACAGCAAAUUUUGGGGGAAAAAAGAUAGGUACUAUUCUUUUCGUUUUAGAAAAUAUCGCAAAGAAACCACUAUCUAUCCUUUUCGUUUUCUGGAUCAACCCAUUUGGUUUUUUACCCUCUCAGUCCUCUUUCAUUUCAUCAAUCUAUUAUUUCAUCAAUUUCUCAAUUCUCAUCAGAUAAACCGUAAACCUUUCUUAAUUCCUUGUUUUUUAAUAAAUCAUUGAUUUCUUUUUAGGGAUUUAAAUAUUACUUUUAUCAAUUUUGUCAACUGUUUAAUCUGCUUUUUUCGAGGGUAUAAUGAUGAUUAAUUGGUAGGCAGAAGUUAUAAAAAUGGUACAAUAAUACUAAGCUUCAACUUUCUCUCUCUUGAUUUCUUGGGUCUUCCUUCCUCUUUCAGCUGUUUGUGGACUUGAUCAACAUUUCCGGUAGUCAAGUUACUAAAAAAUGGGUGUCUACCUUAGCACGCCUAAGACUGAGAAAUUCUCAGAGGAUGGUGAAAACAUCAAGGUCAGAUAUGGAUUAUCUUCAAUGCAAGGUUGGCGCGCGACCAUGGAGGAUGCUCAUGCAGCCUUCCCUGAUCUGGAUGGUUCAACUUCAUUCUUUGGUGUUUAUGAUGGUCACGGAGGUAAGGUAGUUGCCAAGUUCUGUGCAAAAUUCCUCCAUCAACAGGUGCUUAAAAGUGAAGCAUAUUCUGCUGGAGACUUAUCAACAGCCCUACAAAAAUCUUUUUUUAGAAUGGAUGAAAUGAUGCGUGGACAGAGAGGGUGGAGAGAAUUAGCUAUUUUGGGUGAUAAAAUAAACAAAUUUACUGGAAUGAUCGAGGGACUAAUAUGGUCGCCAAGAAGUGGUUAUGGCAACGGGCAUGAGGAUGACUGGGCCUUUGAGGAAGGGCCUCAUUCAGAUUUUUCUGGUCCUACUUCUGGGUGCACUGCUUGUGUUGCUGUUAUUAAGGGAAACCAACUUCUCGUGGCUAAUGCUGGUGAUUCCCGCUGUGUUAUCUCCAGAAAGGGUCAGGCUUAUAAUCUGUCUAGAGAUCACAAACCUGAACUAGAUGCCGAGAAGGAAAGAAUAAUAAGAGCUGGAGGGUUUAUCCAUGCAGGACGAGUGAAUGGAAGUCUGAACCUUGCUAGAGCUAUAGGUGAUAUGGAGUUCAAGCAAAAUAAAUUUCUUCCCGCUGAAAAGCAAAUUGUAACAGCAAAUCCUGACAUCAACACGGUUGAACUUUGUGAUGAUGAUGAUUUUCUGGUGCUAGCUUGUGAUGGUAUAUGGGACUGCAUGUCAAGCCAGCAGCUUGUUGAUUUUAUUCAUGAACAAUUGAGCAGGGAAACUAAACUCUCUGCGGUGUGUGAGAGAGUAAUGGACAGGUGUUUGGCCCCUUCAACUGCUGGUGGUGAAGGCUGCGACAACAUGACAAUGAUUCUGGUUCAAUUCAAGAAACCCAUGCAACCAAAUGUCCGUGCAUCUACAGACGUAGAGCCAUCACCGUCUGAAGCUAAUGAUUCCAAACCAGAACCAGAACCAGAACAGACUGAAUCAAGCUAGUUUGAUAUAAACAUGCAGAAACUGCUCACUGUUAAAAUUUUCAGGUUGUUUGUAAAUGAAUAUGACUCAAUACGAACACGAUGACUCAACUGGUGGUAAUAGGAUAUGUACAGAUUUUUUGUGUUAAAUUGUGUUCUUUCCAGAAUUAGGAAAACAUGCAGACUUUUUAUAGACGCUAAUAAAGCAAUCGCCUACAGUGUCUUAAUUGUUGGAUUCUACUACUA